AUGGCCAGAGCUGCCAAGACCGGUCGUGAGCUCACCGAAAGUGAGCGAAUGCGACUGUACUGUUCGAUCGCGAUCAAGAAGGACGGUGUCGCUGCACACUGUGCGAAGAUGGCUUUUCGUGCAGAGUAUGGUGUGACGCAGCAAGCUGCUUCGCUCAUAUGGCAGCAUGGUCAGUCUACGGAGGCGACUCUGGGCUAUGCUGAUUUAUCGGCGCGCAAGCGGACAACCACUCUGGUCGACGUGGAGGCCGAGUCCACCGGCAUCGCGUUGACAACGCUGUGGAGGCUUGUUAUGGCUAAGAAGAAAACGGCGCACAAGCCGCGUGAAGGACGUGACGUCGAGCUCGUGUGGCACGACAUGUUCGAUCGUGUGCACAUUGAUGAAAAGUGGUUCUUUGUGACGCAAGUCAACCGACGCUACUGCCUGUGGCAUGAUGAAGAGCUCCGUGAACGCAAGUGCCAAUCGAAGCGCCACUUCACGAAGGUCAUGCGGUUGCAAGGCUACGCUUUAGCGGCAGUAACCAAAAGCGUGUACCGGCAACACCUUAUCGAGAACGUGAUCCCGGCGAUCAAGGACAAUCGGCCCGGCAGACGCGCCGAUUUGAUUUGGAUCCAGCAAGACACGCACGGCCACACGUCGCAGUGA
Molecule: messenger RNA, 645 nt
Organism: Aphanomyces invadans
Lineage: Eukaryota; Oomycota; Saprolegniomycetes; Saprolegniales; Verrucalvaceae
Exons: 3
Coding region: 1-645 (214 amino acids)
Molecular function (GO): nucleic acid binding
Source: RefSeq, a predicted model, not a curated record